AUGGGAAGGCGAGCGGUGAUGAGGCCACCAAAUGCUGACAGAGUUCGACAAGGAAGGGGUGGUCGAGCACAAGCGGCUGGUCGUGUGUAUGCUAUAACGGGCGCGGAAGCAGCAAGCUCAGGUAACCUCAUUAUCAGUACUUGCUUACUGUAUGGAAAAUCUUGUUGUGUAUUAUUUGACUCGAGGGCAACACAUUCCUUCAUCUCGAAGGCGUGCGUUGAGAAACUAGGAUUGAUUGAGAGUGAGAUGCAGUUUGACUUGGUGGUGUCAAGCCCAGCGGCUGGUGAGGUUAGGACAUCUACUAUGUGCAUUAGAUGUCCUACUGAGGUGGAAGAGCGUAGAUUUAAGGUGAACCUUAUUUUCUUACCUCUUCAAGGUUUAGAGGUAAUUCUAGGAACGGAUUGGUUGGCUGCUAAUCACAUUCUUAUAGAUUGUGGUGAGAAGAGACUGGUAUUUCCUGAUGGAGAAGAAGAGUUUUCUGUAACGAUCGGUCAGUUGAGGGAACAUAUCAUGGAGGGUGUCGGUUGCUUUUUGGUAUUGUCUUAUCUGGAAGCAGUUGAGGACAAAUAUUAUGGACAUUCGGUGCAAGGCGAACAGACUGACAACUGUUCGAUCAUUAGUGAAUUCAUGGACGUGUUUCCUAAUGAAGUCCCAAGAUUACCCCCUCCAAGAGAAGUGGAAUUCUCUAUUGAUCUAGUGUUAGGGGUCGGUCCAAUCUCCAUUGCACCAUACAAAAUGUCUUCAGCAGAGUUGACUGAGCUCAAGGGUCAAAUUGAAGAUUUAAUGGAUAAGCAAUUCAUUAGGUCGAGCGCAUCACCUUGGGGAGCGCCAAUCCUCUUAGUUAAGAAGAAGGAUGGAAGCUCUCGGCUCUGUAUUGACUAUAAGCAGUUAAACAAGUUGACUAUCAAGAACAAGUACCCCUUGCCUAGGAUUGAUGAUCUAUUGGAUCAAUUGCAUGGGGCUGUUAUAUUUUCGAAGAUUGAUUUAAGAUCAAGGUAUCAUCAGAUUCGGGUUAAGGAAGGGGACGUCUAG
Molecule: messenger RNA, 1032 nt
Organism: Vigna angularis (adzuki bean)
Lineage: Eukaryota; Viridiplantae; Streptophyta; Magnoliopsida; Fabales; Fabaceae
Exons: 1
Coding region: 1-1032 (343 amino acids)
Source: RefSeq, a predicted model, not a curated record